This is a messenger RNA of Amoebophrya sp. A25, 401 nucleotides long. Lineage: Eukaryota; Dinophyceae; Syndiniales; Amoebophryaceae. The record is from the annotation of a GenBank genome assembly.
GGGAGCAGUUAAGGGCAAGUAGAACCAAUGAAAUGUCGGAAGUGAUAUGUACCAAAUCCUAGCACGUGGAUUGUUCUAAACUUAACGCCUUCCAGUCAUCAAAAAGCCGAAAAUUUUUGUAGAUUUCAUAUGUAAUUAUAAUUAUAUAGUCUAGAGAAUAAAGACAACUUCUGUGGUUGUUGUCGGACGUAUACUUACUAAAGUCUCUUCUUCUUCUAAAGUCUUGCUGUGCCAGAAGCAGGGAAAGCGGGUUCUUUGAAUCCGAGAGCGGCAACUUUCGUACCUGGAAGUGGAGCUACGGCCUUUGAAGUGGUGGGAGAGUCAGGUUUACCACAGAUGCCAAUCCAACAAGGACCACAAGUGCCGCUGAUGAUACCGGUACCACCAGUGUCUGUUCCGGG